This is a messenger RNA of Theileria equi strain WA, 1533 nucleotides long. RefSeq lists its product as hypothetical. Lineage: Eukaryota; Apicomplexa; Aconoidasida; Piroplasmida; Theileriidae. The coding region runs from base 1 to 1533 and encodes 510 amino acids. Gene Ontology annotation, cellular component: microtubule. Gene Ontology annotation, biological process: microtubule-based process. The transcript is spliced from 4 exons. Gene Ontology annotation, molecular function: structural constituent of cytoskeleton; GTP binding. The record is from RefSeq and is a predicted model, not a curated record.
AUGAGGGAAGUUAUAAGCAUACACGUUGGACAGGCCGGUAUACAAGUUGGAAAUGCUUGCUGGGAGCUCUUUUGUCUCGAGCAUGGAAUCCUUCCAGAUGGACACAUGCCUGAGGAUAAAUCGUUGCAAGAUGACGAUGCCUUUGCAACGUUUUUCUCGGAAACUGGAUCAGGAAAGCAUGAUCUUCAGAAAGGCGCCAUGUUUAUGGCAGGUCUGACUCUGUUGCAGUCUCUCCGUGUGGCGUUAACUGGAGCAAAGUUUGCACUUGACAGAUUUAAAAUUCCGCAACAGCAUGCCAGUUCGUUCAUUAACAUGGUCCAUAAUCCUAUGGAACUGGCAACGUUUACUGGGAUGGCUAUCAUGACGAUUACAGCACUCAUUUGGAAGAGUGAAAAUGCCAAGAAAUGUUUUAAGUGGUUUGCCGCAUUUACAAAUGUGGCACUGUGCUGUUCCUUCAUCUUACUCCUCAUCGCAUUUAAAUCUGGAGGUCAAAUGGGCAAUCUCACCUUUUACUACUGGACUAUCGUCUUUGUCUCAUUCAUCUAUGGACUUAACGUGGCUUGUGUAAUGAAUGUGGGAAGUGACCAUGCUUCCUUCUUCAAUGUAGGAAUUCCUCUAUCUGGUAUUCAAGUUUCUGUCUACUACUACGUCUUUACUAAGUUGGCUGAGAGGUAUAACUGGUCGAACGUUAGUUAUAGGAUUAUAUACUGGCAGCUUGUUAUAGCAAUAGUAAUAUCAGCUGUCUCUGCCAUGGUAUGGAUUGCUGUUGCUUUUGUUAGUACUGGUAAUGGAGGUGGUAGUGCUGGUGGAGGUAGUCUUAGUGAACUUGGCAAGGCCAUAUCUCCAAUUCUCAUGGGUGUAGUUGGCAUGGGUGGCAUAUAUGCCUUCUACCCGGCCAUUGCUCCUUAUAAACUGACUGAUGUUGGUACUGGAUAUACUAUUGACCUGGUGGUUUUAUUUGUUAGUGCAGUACCUGGUAUUUUAAUUGUCAUUUUCUGCCUCAACACAAAAGGUCCAGAUCAACCAUGGAAAGAUAGUGCUACUAAGUGGUGGCAUUUUACUUGGCUGUUAGCAAUUCCACAUAUUACUGCUAUGAUCCUAUGUUUGUGCGCACUUCAUUACCCUGGUAGUAGAGUAGCAAGUUCUAUAAAGAGUAGUGGAGCACUAGUUGGACUCAUUACUGUGACAUUAAAGUUUUGUGAGGAAGGGUUAAAGGCUGUGUCUUAUGCCGGAGGCGGUAAACAAGAUGGUGGUAAUGUCUCUUCUUUUAAUGCCUUCUUAUCCCAAGGUUUAAUGAUUAUCUUGGCUUUUACUGGAGAUGGUUACCUUAAGACUUACUCCAAGUAUGAACAUGAUAGGAGCAAAUGGCCUACUAAAGAUUUUGGAACGCUUAGGUCUAUCUGCUACUGGAUAGGGAGUGGAGUAUCGGAGGCAUGUAAGAGUGUUAAGUCAUCCUUUACUACUAAUGUCAGAUGCAAAGUUUUGGGUAAAUCAGAGGCCUUACUCAUUGUCUAUGAAGAUCAGGAAUUUUAG